Messenger RNA from Helianthus annuus (common sunflower), 459 nucleotides. RefSeq lists its product as uncharacterized. The transcript has 2 exons. The record is from RefSeq and is a predicted model, not a curated record. NCBI's taxonomy places the organism in Eukaryota, Viridiplantae, Streptophyta, Magnoliopsida, Asterales, Asteraceae. Bases 1 to 459 code for a protein of 152 amino acids.
AUGGUCUUGUCGUUGCUACGAGAAGAUUACGUUAGCGGGAAUCUUUGGGUUGACAAAUCAUCUGAUAAUAACAAUAAGAAGAAAGCUCCGGCCGCACACAAAUCUCCGGUAUUCGACUGCGAUUGCUUCGAUUAUUACACGAAUUACUGGUUCCGGUGGGACACGUCUGUUAACCGAGAGCUAAUUCAUCAAGUAAUUGAAGCUAUUGAAGAAAACUUUACCAGUAGUGAACAGGUUAACUGUCGCGGCCGUAAACCUAAGAAGAAAGAGAAGGCGAGUCAUCAGAGGUUCGCCGGAAAAGCUUUAAAUCCUCCGCCAGAGGUUUCGGUUUCGCCUCCGUACGACAUCUCAUUAGUUGAAGAAUGUGCAAAGGAAGAACAUGAGGUAGUGGAGGAGUCGCCGGAGACGGAUGCAACGGCGAGAAGAGGACUUCCGGAAGUGAAAGGGUUGUUUAACUAG